ACGCUCACCCCCUCUCACGGUUUUGACCUCUUCUCCCUCUCCCUCUCCCUCUCCCUCUAUUUCUUCGCCUCAUCUCUCUCUCUCUCUCUGUCUCUCUCUCUCUUCUUCUCAGGUAUCCCUCCCAGUCACCAAUGGCGAAUCUCGAAGAAUCAAGUCCCCUCCUAUCUACCCACCUGCCCUCGGACGAUGACAAGAAACCCACCAAGCCAACUUCUGCCCCUCCGCCUGCUGCAACGCCGACAAAGCAAUCUCCUCCAGAUGGACCCGCCUACGGCUGGACGGCCGAUGGGCUGCCACUGGGGCACGGAAGCGUGGUCGGUGAGCCCAUGCGCCGCGCUCAGUGGGACUCCAGCCUCCUCGCUUGCCUCGGACGCAACGAUGAGUUCUGUAGCAGCGAUCUCGAAGUUUGCCUCCUUGGAAGUGUGGCCCCAUGUGUGCUUUAUGGAGGCAAUGUCGAGAGGCUUGGCUCUGCUCCCGGGACUUUUGCAAAUCACUGCCUGCCUUACUGUGCUCUAUACACGAUUGGUCAGGCCUUUUUGCAAUCAAACUCCCUUGCACCCUGCUUCUCAUAUCCCAACCGUACUGCCAUCCGUCAGAAGUUCAAUCUUGAGGGAGGCUGCGAGGCACUUGACAGGUCAUGCGGAUGCUGUGGUAGCUUUGUUGAGGAUGAUGUGCAGCGUGAGCAUUGUGAAUCUGUUUGCGACUUUGCAACCCAUGUCUUCUGCCACCCGUGCGCACUUUGCCAGGAGGGCCGUGAGCUCCGCCGUAGGCUUCCUCAUCCUGGGUUUAAGGCACAACCCAUCUUGGUCAUGGUCCCGCCCAGAGACCAAACCAUGGGCCGUGGCAAGGCCUGAGUCUGAGUCUUCUACCUCAGCGUUGACAUGGUGAUAAAGACUGGAUUGCAUAAUCUAAAACUGUGGUUGAAAUUUGGUGUUACAGGUAUAAAUAAGUUAUCAUGAUAAUCUAUGUCUCCGUUUAUAGUAUGUAAUUGUCUGUUGUGGGGGUGACUGGGUGUACUAUGAUAUCUGCGGAUAUGCCUUUUGAUGUGGACUGAAGCUAAGACCGCAAAACAAAAACUGAUUUCCCUAUUUAUGUCUGUGUUGCAUUGCUCUA
Molecule: messenger RNA, 1113 nt
Organism: Rhododendron vialii
Lineage: Eukaryota; Viridiplantae; Streptophyta; Magnoliopsida; Ericales; Ericaceae
Product: cell number regulator 8-like
Exons: 3
Coding region: 132-854 (240 amino acids)
Source: RefSeq, a predicted model, not a curated record